This is a messenger RNA of Botrytis sinoallii, 714 nucleotides long. RefSeq lists its product as uncharacterized. The transcript is spliced from 2 exons. Gene Ontology annotation, biological process: aerobic respiration; riboflavin biosynthetic process. The coding region runs from base 1 to 714 and encodes 237 amino acids. The record is from RefSeq and is a predicted model, not a curated record. NCBI's taxonomy places the organism in Eukaryota, Fungi, Ascomycota, Leotiomycetes, Helotiales, Sclerotiniaceae. Gene Ontology annotation, molecular function: 3,4-dihydroxy-2-butanone-4-phosphate synthase activity. Gene Ontology annotation, cellular component: mitochondrial intermembrane space; cytosol.
AUGCCUUCUUCAGAAAUAAUCCACGAAUUCGAUACAAUCGAAGACACAAUCACUGCCUUCAAAAAUGGCGAAUUCAUCAUCGUCCUCGACUCCACCUCGCGCGAAAACGAAGGCGACCUAAUAAUAUCCGCCAGCGACAUGACGCCCGAAAAAAUGGCCUUCAUGGUCCGCCACACCUCUGGCAUAAUCUGCACACCGAUCCCCCCCUCCCUAACCACGCAAUUCGCUCUCCCCCAGAUGGUCAGCGACAACGAGGAUCCCAACCGCACCGCCUACACUAUAAGUAUCGAUGCCAACCACCCAUCGACCACCACCGGCAUCAGCGCCCACGAUCGCUCUCUCACCUGCACCAUGCUUGCGGAUGCGAAAUCCAGCCCGCAGAGUUUCCGAAGACCCGGUCACGUAUUCCCCUUGCGGGCGCGCGAGGGUGGUGUGCGUGAGAGACCCGGACAUACGGAGGCUGCGGUGGACUUUUGUAGAUUGGCGGGAAAGCCGCCUGUGGGGGUUAUAUGUGAGAUUGUGGAGGAUGGGGAGGAAGUUGCCGGACAAGCGAUUAGGAAGGAACCGGGCAUGUUGAGGAGAGAUGGAUGUUUAGCUUUUGGAAAGAAAUGGGGGUUGAAGACUUGUACGAUUGAGGCUCUAGUGGAGUAUCUGGAGGAGAAAGAGGGGAAGUGGGUGAAGGAUGAGGAGCAGCGUAAUGGAAAUGGGGUUUGA